AUGGCUCUCCUCGCACUUGUAGAGGACCGCCCUACGCCCAAGGCGGUGUACAACUGGCGCGUCUACUUCUGCGCCAUCAUCGCGUCCUUUGCCAGUUGCACCAUUGGUUACGACUCUGCCUUUAUCGGAACCACCCUCGCGCUCCAGUCCUUCACCGAAGAAUUCCAGUUCUCAACCUACAGCAAGGAGGGUUUGGCUCUUCUGAAGUCCAACAUUGUCUCCGUCUACCAAGCCGGCGCCUUCUUCGGAAGUCUAUUCGCCUAUGUUAGCAGUUACUUCCUCGGCCGCAAGAAGAGCUUGAUGAUUUUCACCACAGUCUUCCUGCUGGGUGCCGGUAUGAUGCUGGGCGCCAACCGUGAGCGAGGCCUUGGUCUCAUCCUUGCUGGGAGAGUUCUUGCCGGUAUCGGUGUAGGCGGCUGCUCCAACAUGACGCCCAUCUACAUCUCUGAGCUUUCGCCCCCCGCGGUCCGUGGACGUCUUGUCGGAAUCUACGAGUUGGGAUGGCAGAUUGGCGGCCUCGUCGGCUUCUGGAUCAACUAUGGCGUCGAUUCGACCCUGGCGCCCAGCCACUCCCAGUGGCUUAUUCCGUUCGCUGUCCAGCUGAUUCCCGCCGGCCUCUUGCUCAUCGGAGCCUUGUUCAUCCCCGAGUCACCCCGUUGGCUCUUUACGAAAGAAAGGCGAGAGGAAGGGCUGAAGGCACUUUGCUGGAUGAGAAACCUGUCCCCCGAUGACCAGUACAUCAUUGAGGAAAUGAACUACGUUGAUACCGAGCUCGAGCGAUACCGCACUGAAGUUGGCAUUGGUUUCUGGAAGCCUUUCGCGUCUCUCAAGAACCGCAAGGUCCAGUGGCGCUUCUUCAUCGGCGGCAUGCUCUUCUUGUGGCAGAACGGCUCUGGUAUCAACGCCAUCAACUACUACAGCCCAACGGUCUUCAAGAGCAUCGGCAUCACCGGCACCAACACCGGCUUCCUGACAACCGGUAUCUUCGGCGUUGUCAAGACUGUCGUCACGUUUGUAUGGCUUCUCUGGCUUAUCGACCAUCUCGGUCGCCGCAACCUCCUUCUGAUCGGCGCCAUUGGCGGUUCCCUCUGCAUGUGGUACAUCGGCGGCUACCUCGCCCUUAACCCGCCUUCGGCAAACACAGGUGGCGGCCUCUCCAACGGCGGCAUCUCCGCCAUGGCCUUCUUCUAUCUCUGGACAAUAUUCUACACUCCUUCAUGGAAUGGCACUCCUUGGGUCAUCAACUCCGAGAUGUUCGACCAAAACACGAGAUCGCUCGGACAAGCAAGUGCAGCCGCCAACAACUGGCUCUGGAACUUCCUCAUCUCGCGUUUCACUCCGCAGAUGUUCAAUGCCUGGGACUACGGGGUCUACUUCUUCUUCGCCUCCCUCAUGAUCUGCUCGGCCGUCUUCAUCUUCUUCCUCGUGCCGGAGACGAAGUCUGUGCCUCUGGAGAUGAUGGACCGCUUGUUCGAGAUCAAGCCGGUGAGAAAAGCAAACAAGAUCAUUAUGAAGGAGUUGACGGGUGUGGCCGACUUCAGAAAUGACUCCGAGGAUGGCAUCAGAGAGAAGUCCGACGAUGCCGAGAUAAACCAGGUAGAGAGGAAGGAAAGCGCUUGA
Messenger RNA from Colletotrichum graminicola M1.001, 1620 nucleotides. RefSeq lists its product as uncharacterized. NCBI's taxonomy places the organism in Eukaryota, Fungi, Ascomycota, Sordariomycetes, Glomerellales, Glomerellaceae. Gene Ontology annotation, cellular component: membrane. The transcript is spliced from 6 exons. The record is from RefSeq and is a predicted model, not a curated record. Gene Ontology annotation, molecular function: carbohydrate:proton symporter activity. Bases 1 to 1620 code for a protein of 539 amino acids. Gene Ontology annotation, biological process: carbohydrate transport; transmembrane transport.